Molecule: messenger RNA, 1986 nt
Organism: Aphanomyces invadans
Lineage: Eukaryota; Oomycota; Saprolegniomycetes; Saprolegniales; Verrucalvaceae
Exons: 17
Coding region: 1-1863 (620 amino acids)
Source: RefSeq, a predicted model, not a curated record
AUGGAUGAGUUCUCGCGGCAAGUCCGCGCCCGCAUCCGCCUCCAUUACGCGAUCAAAGAUGCCAGGCUACCAGCAGAGACGUACUGUGGUCUGUCGGACGAAACAGUGCACUCGGUGGGACAAUCUGGAUGCUACUGCCGGGACUGCCUCAUUUUUCGCAAGCACGAGUGGCGCAUUGGAGACAUGAACUCAGCUGUUGUGGGUCCACGCGACGAGUGUCUGAUGUACUGUUGGGGCGAUGGCGAAAGAGGUCCGUUGUGUUCGCGAGACACGGCCCCGGUGAUCGGUCCGCUCCUUGUCCCGCCCAUCCUGGAGACCAUUACCAUUCAGGAUUCGUCAAAAAGACGAUGGAAAAUCGAACGGGAUGCGAAAUUUACAGCAGUUGCGUCGGGAAAAUAUCAUACGCUGCUAUUAGCAGAAUCACGGCAACUGUUUGCGUGCGGCGACAACUCGUACUGGAAUUUGAGCACGCCGCUGGACCCUGGGUCCGACCCGUCCGACAAUUUCACGACCACCCCAACGUCCAUGAUGGACAACUUCCGAGGCCUAGGACAGUCACGCAUCAUGGCGAUUGCGUGCACGGACUACGCGUGUUUUGCCCUCGUCGACAAACCUGAUGACGACGAGGACCAGAAGGAUGCUGGCUUCAGGCAGCGACGCAAUGACAUGGAGCUCAAAGUAACGAGGAAGCGGCCCAAGGAGAACGAACCCAAGGAAGUAAACGAGUUCAAUCAUGUCUAUUCGUGGGGCCGCGGCGACCGUGGCGUGCUGGGCCACGGCUCAACAGAGUCGCAACUCGUGCCGCGGAUUAUUGAUGCGCUCAACUAUUACAAGGUGACACAACUGGCUGCGGGACGGCAACAUGUAUUGGCGCUGACGGAGUCCCAUGGUGUGUUCGCGUUCGGAAAUGGGAGCCACGGGCAGCUUGGUGUCGGCACGACAUCCGACGCGCUCGUUCCCAUGCGCAUUGACACAUUCGAUGGCAUACACGUAACACAUGUGGCUGCUGGAGACGAAUUUUCUGCUGCGUUGACAGACACGACGGGCAGCCGCCAAGUGUUUAUGUGGGGCUGUGGACAGCAUGGCAAACUCGGCAAUGGCAACACCGACGACAAGCUCAAACCCACACGAGUCCUUGCCUUGCGUGGCACGAAAGUUCUACGGCUUGCCUGUGGAGGAGCACACACCCUCGUGGUCGCUGAACCAGCGGGGGUGAAAGCCACGGGGAAGACCGUCGUCAUGUCGUGGGGCCAUGGACUGUACGGACAACUGGGGCACCGAGACAACUGGGACGCGCGCACUCCGAAGGUGAUUGACGAAAUUGCGAGCGAGCGCAUUGUGUUCGUGAGCGGCGGCGCUCGGCACUCCCUCGCGCUCUCUGAGUCGGGGGCUGUCUGGGCGUGGGGCCACGGCAUUCACGGCCACCAACCCGGCGCCGCUGGCCAAAACAAGGACCUGACAAGCUCUGCCUUGCUUUUCCCACGCAAAGUUCAUCUUCCCGAUGUUCAUGUCAUUGGAGGUGUCGCUGGGCGAGGGCGAACUUUUGUGUGGGGUGAUCGAGCGACAAAAAACCCUCGGGAGCAACACAAAGUGUCGACCGCCGGCACGGACUCGCUGUCUGAUGACAGCUUGUGCAGCAUGUCAUCGGCCAGCACCGUGCUGAGUUCCAACAGUCUGCGUGUGCUGUACUCGUGUGGCACGUGCCACUUGGGGACCGUGUGCGUCGUGUGCGCGUCGCGGUGCCAUGGGGGCCACUGCUUGACGUUGCGAUGGACGCUGGAAAACUGCCUGUCGAGGGAAUGCCAGUGUCCGUCGACGACUAAGUGCGUCGCGAUGGGGAACGAGAUCGAUGUGAACGACUGAACGACUGGCCAUCGCGACCUUCUUCGACACCGUCGACAUGGGAGACGGCUGCAGUGGUUCGUUAACAGGAUGUACAACGCGUUCGGUCUAUGUAAAACUGAGCAACUCUCGCAGCAACUGCUC